AUGCCGGCUUCUAUAGGCCUUUUAUCAGACUUUAGCUUGAUUUCUAGGCCCUUGUGCAGUUUGCUUGCAAAGGAUGCCCCUUUUAUCUUUGAUGAUAAAUGCCUUCAUGCUUUCCACACCCUUCAUGAUUCAUUGGCUAAAGCACCCAUUAUGAGGUCACCUGAUUGGUCUUACCCCUUUGAGAUCAUGUGUGAUGCGUCCGACUAUGCUAUUGGUGCUGCUUUAGGCCAAAGGGUUGAUGGGAAGCCUGUUAUGAUUUACUAUGCUAGUAAAAUCCUCUCUGAUGCUCAGAUGAAUUACACCACUACUGAGGAGUUACUCGUAGUAGUUUUUGUCCUUGAUAAGUUUAGAUCAUAUCUUUUGGGCUUGAAGAUUAGUGCUGAGAGAUAUGCUGACAUGCAUCAGAUGCAAGUGAGAGAAGAUGCUGAGUUCUUGGAGCGGAUACGAGAUAUCCAGCGGUUGUCAGAGGAGAACAAGCCACUUCGGAGUCAGCUGGCAUCUACAAGACUCUUUUCAUCGCCAUCAGAGGCAUAUGAUGAUGAUGAUGACGAUGAUGGUGACCAUGGUGAUGGCGGGGCAAUGAUGGUGGUAACUACUAUGAUGAUGAUGAUGAUGAUGAUGAGGGCAGCGGUGACGAUGAUGAGUUCAUCCCAGAGCUCGAGAACAAAGCUUCGUCCUCUGAUGGGGAGAACUAGCCUCCUGCCACUCUCCCAGUUAUUAUAA
This is a messenger RNA of Telopea speciosissima, 723 nucleotides long. RefSeq lists its product as uncharacterized. Bases 1 to 723 code for a protein of 240 amino acids. The record is from RefSeq and is a predicted model, not a curated record. NCBI's taxonomy places the organism in Eukaryota, Viridiplantae, Streptophyta, Magnoliopsida, Proteales, Proteaceae. The transcript has 3 exons.